Molecule: messenger RNA, 2749 nt
Organism: Camarhynchus parvulus
Lineage: Eukaryota; Metazoa; Chordata; Aves; Passeriformes; Thraupidae
Gene: FRMD6
Product: FERM domain containing 6
Exons: 15
Coding region: 328-2217 (629 amino acids)
Biological process (GO): positive regulation of hippo signaling
Cellular component (GO): cytoskeleton; cytoplasmic side of apical plasma membrane
Source: RefSeq, a predicted model, not a curated record
CGGCGGGAUGGGCUGGGCUGGGCUGGGCUCGGCACGGCUCGGCUCGGCACGGCGGGGUUCGGCACGGCACGGCUCGGCUCGGUUCGGCACGGCCGGCACGCAGCGCGCUCCCGCAGCCGCAGGGCUCGCUCUCCCUCUCGGAAUCUUGGAUAGAGCUGGGAUUAAUUCGAGCUCUCUUGCCUGAAAGAGAUGUUCCGUUUAAAAUUCCCAAUCCCGAAGGCAUAUUGGAGUUUGGUUCUAGGGAUGGCACCCACAGAGCCCGAGGCCGCCCCGGCCCGCCGGUGAGGUGCCCCCAGCAGCCCCCCCGAGCCCCCAGGCCAGAGCACCAUGAACAAGCUGCCCUUCCACAACAACAGAGUCAUGCAGGACCGGCGCAGCGUGUGCAUCUUCCUCCCCAACGACGACUCCCUCAACAUCAUCAUCAACGUGAAGAUUUUGUGCCAAGAGUUACUGGUGCAGGUGUGUGACCUCCUGAGGCUGAAGGAUUGUCACCUCUUCGGGCUCAGCGUCAUCCAGAACAAUGAGCAUGUGUACAUGGACCUGGCCCAGAAGCUCUACAAGUACUGCCCCAAGGAGUGGAAGAAGGAGGCCAGCAAGGUCAGCGGUGAGGUCUUGCAUGGAGAGCUGAGGCCACCUCUGUCCCCAUCACAGGGCAUCGACCAGUUUGGCCCCCCCAUGAUCAUCCACUUCCGAGUGCAGUACUACGUGGAGAACGGGCGGCUCAUCAGUGACAGGACAGCUCGGUACUACUACUACUGGCACCUGAGGAAGCAGGUGCUGCACUCCCAGUGUGUGCUGAGGGAAGAGGCUUAUUUCCUGCUCACUGCCUUCGCCCUGCAAGCCGACCUGGGGGACUUCAAGAGGAACAAGCACUACGGGAAAUACUUCGAGCCCGAGGCCUAUUUCCCUGCCUGGGUGGUUGCCAAGAGGGGCAAGGAUUACAUCCUGAAGCACGUCCCCAACAUGCACAAGGACCAGUUUGCCCUGACAGCCUCAGAGGCCCAUCUCAAGUACAUCAAGGAGGCCGUCAGGCUGGACGAUGUGGCCGUGCACUACUACAGGUUGUACAAGGACAAAAGGGAAGUGGAGGCCUCCCUGACUCUGGGGCUGACAACACGGGGCAUCCAGAUUUUCCAGAACCUGGAUGAGGAAAAGCAGCUGCUCUAUGACUUCCCAUGGACGAACGUGGGGAAACUGGUGUUUGUGGGCAAGAAGUUCGAGAUCCUGCCGGACGGGCUGCCCUCGGCGCGGAAGCUCAUCUACUACACGGGCUGCCCGCUGCGCUCACGCCACCUCCUGCAGCUGCUCAGCAGCAGCCACCGGCUCUACAUGAACCUGCAGCCCGUGCUGCGCCAGGUGCGCCGGCUGGAGGAGAACGAGGAGAAGAAGCAGUACCGGGAGUCGUACAUCAGCGACACGCUGGACCUGGACAUGGAGCAGCUGGAGAAGCGCUCGCGCGCCAGCGGCAGCAGCGCCGGCAGCGCCCGGCACAAGCGGCUGUCCCGGCACUCCACGGCCUCCCACAGCAGCUCCCACACCUCCGGCAUCGAGGCCGACCCCAAGGCCAGGGAAAUGGGGCCUGAGGACGCCUUCUCUGGUGGUGCCCACCGCAAGCUGAAGACCUGCAGCUCCAUGACCAGCCACGGCAGCUCGCACACCUCGGGCGUGGAGAGCGGCGGGAAGGAGCGGCUGGAGGAGGAUUCCCAGGAUGACGAGAUUGAGAUGCUGGUGGAUGACCCCCGGGAGCUGGAGCAGGCUGGGGAGAUGGAGGUGAGCCCCGACAUGUGUGUCUACAUCACCGAGGACAUGCUGCUGUCCCGCAAGUUCAACGGGCACUCGGGACUCAUCGUGAAGGAGAUCAGCUCCUCCACCUCCAGCUCCUCAGAGACCGUGGUGAAGCUGCGCGGGCAGAGCACCGACUCCUUACCCCAGACGACGUGCAGGAAACCCAAGACAUCAACAGACAGGCACAGCCUGAGCCUGGAUGACAUCAGGCUCUACCAGAAGGACUUCCUGCAGCUGGCCAACCUGUGCCAGGACACGGCACAGAGCUUCACCUUCGGCUGCGCCCACGGCCUGGACCACGAGGGGCUCUACUGCAACGGCUGCCUGGCCCAGCAGUGCAUCAACAUCCAGGACACCUUCCCUGUGAAAAGAACCAGCAAAUAUUUCUCCUUGGAUCUGACCCACGACGAGGUGCCCGAGUUCGUGGUGUGAGCGUGGGGAGGCUCCGGCGCCGCCCUGCCCUGCUCCCUGCAGACCGUGCUGGAGACCUUGGCCCUGCUGGGGAAGGGGCAGGAUGGGGAUCCCGCGGGCACAGAGUGGAUUCCAGAGGAGUUUGUGCCCAACACAAGCUGUCUCGUUCCGAGGGGCAGGGGCGCAGCUCAGCUGGAGCUGGCAGGAGCCCGCCUGUGCUUUGUCGUGGCCUCUCUCCCCCCACUCCUUGCCCCCAGGUGACUCUGGGGUGGAUGGAAAGUGCCAGACUGUCUUGUUCAAGCCAAGCCAAAGAAAUGUAAAUAACCCUAAAGGCCAGUAUGGGAAGGGAGAAUUAAGCAAUAACCAGCCAGGUGAUGUUCCAUGGAGGAAGGCAUGGCCAGCAGCUCCUGGGGCAGAGCGUGAGCCCAGUUUUUUUCCAAAAACACGUGCUGGAGGUCAGGCCACAGCAGUCCCAGCCAGGUGGAUGAUGGCUGGAAGCUCUCAGAGCCAUUUGCAACUUGGUUUUUAUUUUUUUUUUUUUUUUUUUUUUUUU